Chaetomium fimeti is the source of this 2403-nucleotide messenger RNA. RefSeq lists its product as uncharacterized. The transcript is spliced from 2 exons. The record is from RefSeq and is a predicted model, not a curated record. NCBI's taxonomy places the organism in Eukaryota, Fungi, Ascomycota, Sordariomycetes, Sordariales, Chaetomiaceae. The coding region runs from base 1 to 2403 and encodes 800 amino acids.
AUGGACUUUGGACCGAAAUACAACCCUAACCCCGGUGAGAUAGUAUCACGACACUCGAGCACAAUCUGGCGAGACGUACGCGAGAGCAUUAUGGCUGCGACCGACCGCAUCGCAACCCCGAUUGAGCUGGAUCCUGUCCUACUCCAAUCUGGACCUGGACAGGAACAGGAUGCCGACGACGCGGGGCUUUGCGAGCGAUGCAGGCACUUCGACAUCCAGGCUUUCGCGCGGAGUGACAAUCGCACCCGCGGCUACAUGCUCCGCGACGUCGAGUUCGCUGCUACUCAUGCUGGCGAUGACGGUGUUACUGUUGGCUGUGCAUUCUGCUCGCUGCUGCUGAGCAGCGUGAAGGACGUCGAAAGACCAAAGGACUCGACCGAAUGGGAACUGAACGUGUUUCGCUUCCCGAUCGACAACGACCCGAGCAUGUACGUGCACAUGACGGUACACAAUACAGAGCCGACAACCCGAUCCCCUACCCCUGGCUUGAGGGCCAACCGGCUUCGGGCCGCCAUCGCGGACCGGUUCAGCGAGGUGAUGAACGUAUCCGGAUACGAGCUAUGCCUCGUUGCCGACUCGGAAAGCCCAGCAGCACGGCGCAAUGAUAUCACGGGACGCUACCUGGGGAGUGACCCCGGCUCGGACGCCCAUUUUGACACAAUACAAGCCUGGAUCCGCGACUGCGAGAGCCAUCCCAGGUGCAAGCAAACGGUGUCGGGCCGGGCCAUUGAUGCUUACCAGGCGGAGCUUCCAGCGAGGUGCAUCGAGCUUUCGGCCCGCGGUUCCGACAUUGUCGCCCGAGUUAUUUCUACCGAAGGCAUGCGCGGCAGCUACAUCACGCUGACGCAUCGCUGGAAUCUGGAAACAGAGCGCUGCAAGACAACUGCAGCAAACUGCGACCAGAGACAGCGGGGCCUCGAUCUUCGACACCUCCCUAGGCUUUUUACUGACGUCUUUGCCAUUGCAGCGAGGCUGGGCGUUGGCUACAUCUGGAUUGACUCCCUCUGUAUUAUCCAGGAUGGUGAUGGCGGUGCCGAUUGGAAGAAAGAGGCACCGAGGAUGGCGCAAUACUAUCAACACUCACUCUUCACCGUGGCCGGGACCAUGGAAGAUAUGGAUAACGGCCUGCUCCAGCCCUACUCAGAAGACGACUCACCCUGGGGCCAUGGCAUGCUUGUCCGGCUGCCAUACAGGGACCGGACCAGCGAACAGGCCGGCCACUUUUUUGUCUACCGACGCCAGGUGCCCGUUGUAAAUGAUUACUGGGCAACCGUCCGGGAGAGCAUACUCUUUCGUCGCGGCUGGAUUCUGCAGGAAUGGUUGUUAAGCAAGCGCCUCCUCUGGUACACGCCUAAGGGGCUGUUUUUUGAAUGCUACACGGAUGGCCCGCGGACCGAAUACCAGGAGAGGGUCCUGGUCGAGAAUGCACAGUCGGACCUUCGGGCCCAGCUGCAGCUGAAGGGAUCUUUUGCCCCUGACAACAUUGGUAUCCUGGACUUUUGGUAUCGCACCAUCGAGCUAUACUCGUCCUGCAACCUCACCAAGCCGGACAAGGACCGUAUCCUGGCCGUUGCUGGUCUGUCCAAGGAAGUCGGCCCAAUUCUAGCAGACCGGAUGCGGGAAACCGCAGUGGACGGAGUCCAUCAUGAGACGUACCUGGCCGGCCUGUGGCUUCGGGAUCUUCAUCAUGGGCUUCUCUGGGAGGAAGAUCACUCGGCGCUACCAUGGACAAUCGCUGUUGAUGAAGCUCCGACUUGGUCCUGGGCGUCGCUGAUGAUGCUAGUCAGAUGGCCAGACAAGGACAACGAAGCCCAGAAGGCGCUGCAGGUAAUAGGACUCUGCCAGACACGCCAGGAUGGGGUCCAUCACCGGCCCGAGUAUACCAUCGAGAGGGGGCGCUGGGCGGUUCAGCGGCCGCACGGUCACACCGCAGCGCGAAGAGCCCCGUUUGAUCCAACCAAUAUGUUCGCCUGCCUUCACAUCCGGGGAAGGCUUUCCACGGUCCAUGUUCGCGGGUAUCUAGGGACGGAGGGGAAUACACGGGCUGCUACCGCCACGGCCUAUAGUACUCGCCCCCCGUCUGACCAGUGGAGGGCUCUAUGUUCCCCGACUCGGCCGGAGGUGAUUGCCGGAUGGGCAUCUGCCGAACGUCUGCGCACAAACGAAGGAGACGCGAUCUGCGCCGAUGCCGGGACGGCUGUUCAAGUGCUCCAUGUGUCGACGAGGUUUGUACGGAGCGGGUUUCUGCUCAAGAGGAAAGACCGCGUGCUGGACGUACUCCUCGUCGAGGAAAUCGAUGCGACGAACUACGUGUUCCGGCGUCUAGGCGUCGGCAGGAUCUUCGACAGGGAUUUGAUCACCGAGUUGGAAAAAGCGAAAGAGUGCGUCAUUCAGUUUGUCUAG